CCGCCAUUUUGUGUUAGGCCCUCUCUCUUCAAAAGCGGGAGAAAAUUAUUAGUCCGGCGCUCAGUACGUACGGACGGUCACAGCGGGAUUGAAGGGAGCGACCGCAGACGCUGAGCUUCCAAGUGAAUAUAACGGGGAGAAGAAGCAGCCGGGAGGUGUUAGUUGGCCUGUCGCCAUGGAGGGCGAGGUUGUUCCCAUGGAGACUGCUCAGGCUGAUGGAAAGGUACUGCCAGAAGGUGGAGGGGCCUUGAUACAAGGAGCAGCCAUAGCUCCACAGGGGGAGGUGGCUGGUAACAUGGAGAUGAUGGUGAUGGAUGCUCUCGACCCAACUCUGCUGCAAAUGAAGUCUGAGGUGUUGGAGGGCGGCGGCACAGUCACUGUUACUGGUGGAGAUGAGGGCCAGAUCAUCACGCUCCAGGUGGUGAAUAUGGAGGAACAGGCAGGAGCUGCACUGGGUCUUGGUCAGCUUCAGCUGGUUCAGGUACCUGUCACAACAGCAACUGUCGAGGGGCUCCAGGGCACCUAUGUUGAUGCAGCAACAGUUAACAAGGACACAGAGCCGGUUAUCUGUCACACUCUUCCCUUGCCAGAGGGCUUCCAGGUGGUAAAAGUAGGUGCCAAUGGUGAAGUAGAGACUGUAGAGCAGGAGGAACUCGAGGCAGCCCAUGAGGAGCUUCAAGUGACUAGGGGUGAGGAUGAUGAAGGGGAAGAAGAGGCAGCAGAAGUAGAACCCCCUGCGCCUCAACAAGAAGACCCAGAAUGGUCCAAGGACCCAGACUACCAGCCCAUCACCACUGUCCGUAAAGGAAAGAAGGGAAAAAAGAGCCGCCUGCGAUAUGGCGAGGGUGAUCGUGACAUGGAUGUUUCUGUGUACGACUUUGAAGAAGAGCAGCAAGAGGGGCUGCUGUCGGAGGUGAAUGCUGAGAAGGUUGUGGGCAACAUGAAGCCACCGAAGCCCACCAAGAUCAAGAAAAAAGGUGUAAAGAAGACUUUCCAGUGUGAGCUGUGUAGCUACACCUGUCCAAGGCGCUCCAACCUGGACAGACACAUGAAGAGCCAUACAGACGAGAGACCUCAUAAAUGUCACUUGUGUGGACGGGCAUUCCGAACAGUCACACUGCUGAGAAACCACCUCAAUACACACACAGGCACACGACCACAUAAAUGCACAGAUUGUGACAUGGCAUUUGUGACCAGUGGUGAGUUGGUGCGUCAUCGUCGCUACAAACACACACAUGAAAAGCCCUUCAAGUGCUCCAUGUGUGACUAUUGCAGUGUGGAGGUAAGUAAGCUGAAAAGGCACAUUCGCUCUCAUACCGGGGAACGACCCUUCCAGUGCAGUCUGUGCAGCUAUGCCAGCAGAGACACUUACAAGCUGAAGAGGCACAUGAGGACACAUUCAGGUGAGAAGCCGUACGAGUGCUAUAUCUGCCAUGCCCGUUUCACACAGAGCGGCACCAUGAAGAUGCAUAUUCUGCAGAAACACACAGAGAAUGUGGCCAAGUUCCACUGCCCACACUGUGAUACUGUCAUCGCACGCAAGAGUGAUCUUGGUGUUCAUUUGCGGAAGCAGCACUCAUUUAUCGAGACGGGAAAGAAAUGUCGUUACUGUGAUGCUGUGUUUCAUGAGCGAUACGCCCUCAUCCAACACCAGAAGACUCACAAGAAUGAGAAACGUUUCAAAUGUGAUCAGUGUGACUACUGCUGCAGACAGGAACGUCACAUGAUAAUGCACAAGCGCACACACACUGGGGAGAAGCCGUUUGCCUGCAGCCUGUGUGAGAAAACAUUCCGGCAGAAGCAGCUUCUGGACAUGCACUUCAAGCGCUACCAUGAUCCCAACUUUGUCCCCACUGCUUUCGUCUGCAGCAAGUGUAGCAAGACCUUCACCCGCAGGAACACCAUGCUGCGUCAUACUGACAACUGCACGGGCGAACUUAUUCAAGAAGAAAAUGGAACUCCAACACCCAAAAAGGGUCGCCGGGGCAGGAAGAGGAAGAUGCAGACCAGGAGGGAUGACGACGAUGAUGACACAGAGGCUGAAAUGGAAGAGGCAGAGGAGGAAGAGGAGCUGUUAAGUGAGAUUGAGGUGGAACAGGCCCCACCUGUUGUCCCUAUCCCAGCCCCUGUGGAGCCACCAGUCAAGAGGAAACGUGGACGGCCCCCAAAGAACAAACCCGACACGGCUGCUAUCAUUCGUGUGGAGGACGAGGCCACUGGAGAGGUGGAUGACAUAAUUGUGAAGAAGGAGGUUGGGGCCGAACAAGAUGACCAGGAGGACAGGAAUGAGGAGGCCAUAGAGGAGGUGGUGGUUGGCGGAGGGAAGUCGACCAUUCAGAUGGAGGAGUUAUCCCAGGCAGAGGGGGCAGCACAGGAGGUGCAGCUGUCUGAUGCCCCACCUAAUGGAGACCUGACCCCUGAGAUGAUCCUUAGCAUGAUGGACCGGUGAUGAAUUUGAGGGUCGAACCUGUAACAAACACAUCACAUUUCAUUUUAAUUCUUGAAAUUUAGGAUUACAAACACUUGCAUCCUAAACAGAAACAAUCAUCACUGUUGUAAUUUAAGAUUUGCUUUUUAAUCAUAUAUUGACAAAGACUUGGAUGAGUGAAAAGGAUUUGUAACCAGGAUUUGCCUACCAAAAAAAGCUUAUUUCAGUACAUUGGGUUUUGGGGUGGCUCUAAUUGACAGCAGUAUCUUUAGCCUUCUUGUUUUUGCCUUUGGUGUUCAGCAGCUCUGUUAUGUGGUAGAAAACGGCUAUGAUUAUGUAUAUGACAAAAGCUCUUCUGGUUACAUUUUUGCAAAAUGAUACUUACAGUAUGUUUGACCAUGAUAGAAUGACUCUUCCCUAAAUCAAGACUGUAUAUAUAAUUUUACAAAAGACCUGGGUUACCUUUUCACCUCUCUCCUUUUAAGGUCUUUGUUUCUGGGUUUUUUUUUUUCUUCCUCUAUGCCUGUGUGUCACUGAGUUAAGUUGUAAGUAGAUCGUGGACCUUGCGUUUUCUCUCCCCAUAAUUCCAAUCAAUGUUCAAUAUCCUCACUGAAGAGCUCCAUGUACCUCUCAGUUUGGACAGAAUAGAAAUGUCAUAAAAUUGCAGAAAGAAAAGGGCAACUAUCAGGGAUAUGAUACUGCAUUAAUCACAGCCACUUCAAAAUAAGAAAUAUUUUGAAUAUUUUUAGGUUUCUUUUUCUGUGGUUAGUACGUCCCUUUUAAGCCUAUCUAGUUUUUAAAAGCUUAAUAGACUGCUUGUCUUUAUGCUACUUUUUUGCUACUGUAACAACCAUAGAUGAUGUAUAUGUACUAAACAUUGUCACUGCUAAGUUCAAGGAAAGAACGUUGUUUUGCUUCCUUGUGUAGCCAUUCCACUUUGGGUUAAUGUUUUCCUUUUGUACCUUUGGCAAUGUAAUGCUACGUAGCAGCUUGAAUGAUAUUUUAAUAACUGUGGCAGAUGAGGCCGGAUGUAUGACUGUACAACCAAUAAAAGUAGACCGUGAGACUGAAGUUUUAGGUUUCUACAGGUGUAAUCUCAAUUAUUUAAAAUGUUAAUGGUACAGUUAAAGCAAAAAAAAAAAAAAAUUAAAGGCUUGAAUUAGUUAUCAGAAUUAGCUGAGAAACACCUGAAUGCUAACAGAAAUGUCUGUGUAUUUUGCUUGCAAAUAUAUUUUAUUAAAUGGACAACUUGAUAUUAAGAGCUUCACUUAUUUGAAUGUCUAAAGAACAUAUGAACUGACAUAUCUGGAUUAUACACCAUUGUACUAGCUGUCUCGACCACUCUUUCACACUGGUAUUCUGUUCUAUUAUGAGGACAUUAUCAUUUUUAGUCAUUUAUACUCAUUGAGUUUCGAUGGGGAUUUGCCUAAAUCCCCAAACUAAACUUUUCACCUGAGGCUCAUGAGUCAGGGUGCAUCUUUAUCAGACACAUACGCAAAAGGUUGUAUUAACUUGGUUUUGAUAAAUGUUACACACCA
This is a messenger RNA of Chelmon rostratus (copperband butterflyfish), 3966 nucleotides long. Its product is annotated as transcriptional repressor CTCF-like. Gene Ontology annotation, biological process: regulation of transcription by RNA polymerase II. The transcript is spliced from 13 exons. NCBI's taxonomy places the organism in Eukaryota, Metazoa, Chordata, Actinopteri, Chaetodontiformes, Chaetodontidae. The coding region runs from base 176 to 2449 and encodes 757 amino acids. Gene Ontology annotation, cellular component: nucleus. Gene Ontology annotation, molecular function: DNA-binding transcription factor activity, RNA polymerase II-specific; RNA polymerase II transcription regulatory region sequence-specific DNA binding. The record is from RefSeq and is a predicted model, not a curated record.